Manis pentadactyla (Chinese pangolin) is the source of this 1356-nucleotide messenger RNA. Its product is annotated as basic proline-rich protein-like. Lineage: Eukaryota; Metazoa; Chordata; Mammalia; Pholidota; Manidae. The transcript has 2 exons. The record is from RefSeq and is a predicted model, not a curated record. The coding region runs from base 130 to 573 and encodes 147 amino acids.
UCCCGAGGGCCCGCUCCCCUGCUCCCGCCCCCGCGCCCGGCUCCUCCCCCCAGCCGCGGCAGGUCCCGCCCCGGCUGGAGGCACCGCGCUUGGGGAGUGCUGCCCGCGGCUCCCCGGGCUGCGGACCCCAUGCCUCAGCCGCCGCGCCGGGGCGCCCGCGGGCGGAGCGGAGGGGCCUGUCCGGGUGCUGGCACCCGCCCCGGUGCGCCCCGCCGGGGCCCUCACCCCCGGCCGCCCCCCGCCGGCGCCGGGAGAGACAAAGCGCCCGGGCCGCGGAGGGGCACCGGCCCCUCAGGGGGCAGGGCUGCCCAGCCCUGCCCGUGCCCCCGCCCCGCGCCCCGACCUCGAGCCCCCGCCUACCUCUCCGUGCCCCAACCCCGCACUCCAGCCCUCCGCCCCGGCCCUGCGCCCCCGCCUACCUCUCCGCGCCCCCCGGCGCCCGCUCUCCGGGCCAACUCCACAGAUGCCCACAGGCACACACUACUAAAAGGAAAAAAAAAAGAAAGAAAGAAAAGAAAAAAAGACUCGUGGAGGAAUGGGAAUACAUUUCCGGAACACCGCCCACCCUCCUGAGUGCAGACUUUCCCAGCGUUGGAGGUCACCAGCCAAGAUAGAUCACUUGGGCUUUCUGUCCCCCGCUGAGAGCAAGGCAUUUGAUUCUAGGCUUCUUUGCUAGGUUGUUAUUAAUGUGAAGCAAAAUUAUAGUUGUACACGCCUGCAUGGAAUUGCCAAAGCUCAUUUUGACAGUAUCCAGCAAUUCAGCUUCUGAAAUGUAGACGCUGAAUAACUAUGGAUCUGGUGUAACGAACGCCCCCAUCCCGCAAUAAAUGAAGAGGAGAAAAUCAACUUUUACCAGCUGCAAUUAGGAACCCCAUGAAUAAACAACAAAUAAAUAACUAGGUAUAAACCAUAGCACUACAAUGUCCACAUCCUUUUUGUUUCAUUUAUUGACAUCCAUUUCUAAUGACAGAGGUUAUAAACCGAUUUAUUAGGGGAUGUGACUUCCAGUUUUGAUAGAAAUGUAAUUCCAACAGCUGUAGCCAUCCAUGUUCACAUAUGCUAAGAUACUGAUUAUAAACAUCAAACAGUUGAUAUAUGUAGUUCCAGAAAAUGCUAUAAAAAUGGGAUAAGGUUGUACUGGUCUUGAUGAAUAAAUCAUAAUUUCCCAAAUAUUAGAGAUUGUCUCCCUUGGGGUUCAGCUCUUGUAAUAAGGAUGACUUUCCUGUAUGAGGUUUUAGCAAAUGAAGCCUAAAGAAUUCAAGACCCUUAUGUUGAUCUAUUUUUUGAGCAUUUCCAUUCAGUCUUCUUCAAAAGUAUUUUAAUAGGCACUUCCUCUCUCCUUCCAACCAUAUGGAA